Molecule: messenger RNA, 4456 nt
Organism: Lytechinus pictus (painted urchin)
Lineage: Eukaryota; Metazoa; Echinodermata; Echinoidea; Temnopleuroida; Toxopneustidae
Product: WD repeat-containing protein 31-like
Exons: 10
Coding region: 152-1204 (350 amino acids)
Molecular function (GO): protein binding
Source: RefSeq, a predicted model, not a curated record
GCUGCUCUCGACUUGGGAAGAAAGCCGUGCCUGUGAGUUGAGUAAUACCGGUAUAUGGUCCAUCCAGCACAUGGCACUCUUAUUGAGUUUGCUCUGCUAGCUCCCUCUAACAUACAAUUAUUCAGGUUGUACAUCAUUGUAUAAUGAUACCAUGGGAUUAAGACAGAGCAAAUCUAAAACCAAUUCUACCAAGUCUGCAAAAUACAUGUCAUCUAGUCCUGAGCCAGCAUCAGAUGGAGUGAAACGCUAUGAUCCCAUUCACACGGAUGCGGUCUUGUCAGUUGGUCGCCUUGGCAACAAUCAGUUCUUGUCAGCUGGAGCAGAUCAGACCAUUGUAUCCUACAACUGGCAAGAAGGGAGACCAUUGCAGAAAUGGACAGGGCAUAGCAGAGAUGUGACGAAGGUUACUUAUUCUCCGACCUUGGGUCAUGUAUUCAGUGGAUCAAGGGACAAGACUGCCAAGAUGUGGGCUGUAGAGGGCGCCACAGGCACCAUGGUCAAGGAGGCUGUUCUUUCAUUUGUGGGCCAUAAUCUAGUGGUCAACGGGCUUGCUGUAGUGGAUGUGUCAAGAAGAUUGUGCACAGGAGGGAGGGAUAACUCGGUCAGAUUGUGGGACACAGAGACUGGUGGGUGCAUCAAAGAGGUCACAACCUCACGCAAUCUAGUAACACACAUGGUGACAAUACCCAGAACAGAGAUGGUCAUACAGUCCAGUGAAGACAAGUCAAUCAGAAUGUGGGACACAAGAACACUUGAGGAGAGUGGUGUUACCAACAAGAAGAGCUAUAUACAGACAUGUUGUGAUGUCAGUUCGGAUGGAAACUACUGCCUUUCUUGCAGCAACGGCUUCAGUGGCCAAGGCUGCGAAGCUUCGAUCUGGGACUUGAGAAACUUGAAAGAUCCUGUUCGAGAGUUCAAAGGUCACACGCAGACGGCCAGCGGUUGCUGCUUCAUACCACAUUCUCAUGGUUCCAAUCCAGUGUUUGUCACAUGUUCACACGAUCAGACAGUCAAACUCUGGGAUCAAGCUUCGGGAAAUUGUUUGUGUACAGUGACAUUGUCUGGAUCCAAACAGCUCACAUCCGUAACAGCCAAUGCAGACCAAAGUAUCUGUGUCGGGAGCUUUGAAACGGGAGUUCAUGUGCUAUCUGUCAGCCGGGACAGCAGUGGAUUGUGGGAUAUGAAGCCCGUAGCACAGUACUGAAAUCAUUCACUGCACUUUGAAAGUGGAGUCACAGGAUCAACGGUUUGUAGAGUAGCCUGCGAACAAUUAAUGUAGACCUGGGUCCCGUAACACAAAGGUUAGCAAUUAAUCAAUCGCUCAGUUUUUACGAUCGAUUGUACGUUGUAGUACAUGGAAUCAAUCGUACAAAAAUGUUUUACGAUCAUUGCUAAGCUUUGUGUUACGGGCCACUGGAGUGGGUGAUGUUAUUUAUGAAGGUAUGAGAUGUCCUCUUGUACAGAUUAUCCACUGUUUAAAUAGUGUAUAGCGUCUGGUAUGGAGAGACUACUCUCAUGAGCUGCGAAACAUUGAGCACAGCAAGAUGUCCUUUUGCAUCUUGUUUGAAUUUCUAUACCAAUGUGGGAAAAGCCAACCAGGGGCUAUUUAUCAUGGCUGCGCCACUCAAACAAUCGACAAUGUAGAGCAGAGCACUAGUACCCAUUGUUUUGAUUGGUCAAUUGUCCCAGUACAGAGUGAUGAAUAUUCAUGUACCCUGCCAAUGAGGAUCAGAGGCUCACAAGACGGCCUGUGAGUAUGUAUUCCUUGUCAACCAUUUAGGAUUAUUGCUGUGUAAAGGUUGAAAACAUAAUUAUGUCCGUGGAGCCUUGUCACAAGUCUAGGUGUGAGACGGCACGUGGAAAGACUGUUGAAUCUUGUUGCACAGUACAAACAAAGAAAUUGUAGAGUAACCUGUGGAAAAACAUUGUAGAUCUGGAGUGAGUGAUUUCAGGCCACCAUGAAGAUGAUGUUUAUCAUUGCCAUUCGCAAGCUCUCAAACCUUUCAACCACCAGGCUCACUUUGCUUUGAGAUCUUAUUUUUUUUAUUUUUUACCAGCAAGACUGCCACUGUGAUAAGCUUGUACAUGUAUGUCUUUUUUUGCCUUGAUCAUGAACAGCAAGUGCUUAUACAUAUAUUUUUGUGCAGACUUGUAGGAUUUAUUUAUCAAUGUAUUCAAAAUUCACCUUGAAAUCAUUUUCAUUCAAAAUUAGUGAAGUGUAAUGUGUAUUCAACUUUUUAAUGUAAAUAGCAUAAUUAAUAAGAUAUAAAUCUUGGUGCCAAGUGUCAUCUUGUGAAUGAAUGAAGUCUUAAUUUUUAUCAUUGUUAUGUUGGUAUCGUAACUUCAAUGUCAUUGAAUUAUCACACGUAUGUCAUUUCUCUCAGUAAACACAUAAGACCAGUGGCUAUGUGUCCUAUCCAUAGGACAAGACCAGUGCUUUAGCAAAGGGCGCUUUCCUCUAGAAAUUGGCUAUUAAGUUUUAUAUUCCAAUUACAGUAUCGUUAAAUAAUAAUAAUAAUCCGUUUUAUAUAGCGCUUAAUACAUCGAAACGACGUGUCUAAGCGCUUUACAAAUAUAUUAUUACCCCGGUCAUCGGAUUCAAUCAGUCACUCCCGCACACAAUGUGUUCACAUCCUCCACUCCCUGGGGAGUAUUCAGGUCAGUCGCCGAUGAGGCGCACACAGUACUGGACAAGCUACAAUGACUUUCACAUCCUACCGGGUACCCAUUUAGCACCUGGGUCGAGAGUGGCAAAGUGUGGAUUAACGCCUUGCCAAAGGACGCCAGACCGCAGUGGGAUUCGAACACACGACCCUCUGUUUACAAGGCGAGAGUCAGAACCACUACACCCCGGCUCCUCCUUCCCUAAAUGGGAAUCCAAUCCACAUGUACAAGUUAAUAUGAAUUUAUAUUGGUUUUCUUUUAGUUGAGUAGUGAUGUAAAUUAACAUACAUCAUACAUGUAAUAAAAUCAUUUAAUUAUUGCUUGUUCCCUAGUAUGUUAAAAUCAGUGGAUAUUUUGCAGUCAACAGAACAUGACACUUUGUGACAAUGAAUGCACAAGAAAUCUUGAUUCAUUAAUUGUUUACUCAAGAUUGUGACCCGUCAUUGUAUUAUUAUUUUUUCUUUGUAUAUGAAGGAAGUGUUAGAAUUUAGACAUUAUUAAUUAAAUCACCUUGAGUAUGUUCUAUUAGAAGUAAGUGCAAUAUAAUUAUAACUACAUGUAUAUUAUCUUCUUUGGUGAGAAUGUGGAUGAAAUUUAUAAUUGGUCCAACAUAAUAAUAAUGAUAGCUGGAUUUAUAAAGCGCUUUUUGCCAGAGGAUACAAAGCGCUGCUAUCAUUACCCCGGCCUUAGCUCGAGCUACCAUCACCCGCGCUCAGUGCAUGCAAGGAAUUAAUCCUGCCGGGUACCCAUUAACCUCACCUGGGUCGAGUGCAGCAUUCCACAUCAUUCAGUAAGAUUGUAAAUGGAUAUUAUCACUUUUCAUUUCUUAUGUGCUUUAUAUACUGGACAUAAAAUUUAGAUCAUAAUCUGAAAUUGUUUCAGCUGAGCAUAAAAUUAAGUGAGCUAUGGUAUUCUUAAAUGUGUUUAUCAAAAUUGAAUGAAUUUUUCCUCCGAGGCACAUAAUCGUCAGUUUUCAUGGCGAAUCAGGCAUUAUUUGGUUAUCCAUCAUCCAGAGUAGAACAUAUUUUUGACCAGCAUAUGUUAAAGGUAAUGCCAAUGGAAUUUGCUGUAUAGUUAAAGAGAAAUUCCAGUAGUUGCAGUAAACACUGAUUAAUUUCAUGAGAAAGUCUGUAAAACCAGGCUUAAUUGUCAGUAUAUCAUCGAGGAUCUAGAUCUGGUACAGUUACAUACACUGAACUUUGUGAAAUCUUGAAAUCUACACUGAAAAUGUUCAGACUGAACUUCCCCAACACAGAUAAGCGCACGUGGGACUGUGUAUAAUUAUUGCUUUGAGCGUCGGGCCCGACGCUCUCCCCGAAUCCUGUGCUUAUUUGCUGAUUUCUCAGCAAUUACACAAUUUCUUCCAGAAUCCUUUGGCACAUGCGUUUUAUUUAUACAAACAGACACUUUGGUGGUCAUUUCAUUGGAUUCUGUACGAACUCAUUUUGAUAUCGUUACCAAAACUAGCAUUUACCUUUAAGUCGUUACCCGAGUCUAAAGCAGUCUUUGAAUGUCUUGCUGGUUCACGAAGUUUGCUUUCCUCCACAUAAAUCCUUAAUACAGGGAUUUUUCAAUGCUUUUUCUGGGGUCAGCCAAUGACAAGACCACUAUCCAUUAAACCUGACAACCUUAUGAUGAUAUGACUCAAAAACAAUGAACAAAAAAAUGUUUGCUGAUUUCAUAAUGGUACUCGAGUCAUAAGAUCAAUAUGAGUUAAAGCCUGCAUGUAUCUUUUGUUUUGGUAAAUUCCCCCAAGUGCACAUCACUAUGGGCAGCCAAAAAGGGCCAAAAU